CCUGAAGUCAUCCAUGUCUUCUUUGAGCCAAAACAGUUCUGUAGUCACAGAAUUUCUCAUUGCUGGAUUCCCGGGAUUCAGAGACCAAGAAUCCAGGAGAACUCUGUUUGGAGUCUUCCUCACAGUUUACCUCUUCACUUUGGUGGGGAACAUUUUGUUAAUCACCAUUUUUAGUACCGACAGAACGCUGCACACCCCUAUGUACAUCUUAGUGUGUGGUUUGGCUGUUCUCGACAUUGCCAUCAGUACCAACACUGUGCCCAGUAUGCUUGUCCUAUUAAUAUUUGAAUACAGAAUUGUGCCUUUAGCUGCUUGUUUUACUCAGACAUUUUUCCUGACUGGACUUUUCUCAACAGAGUGUUUCCUUCUUACAGUAAUGGCCUACGAUCGCUUUAUUGCAAUCUGUUACCCACUUCACUAUCCUAAUUUAAUCAGUAACAGUCGCACCUCCAAGCUGAUACUUUGUUGCUGGGUGUUUGGGUUUCUUUGUGCAAGCAUUACUUUAGUUCUUUCUCUCAAAAUUUCAUUCUGCAAGCCGACUAAUGUUAUCUAUGUGUUUUGUGACUUUGGUUCGUUGUUGUUCCUAGGGUGUGGGGACAUUCAAAUUACUAAUUAUGCCAUAUUAAGUUUUCCCAUGAGUGUGUUGUUUAUCCCAAUGGCAUUAAUCCUUUUCUCCUAUAUACGGAUUAUAAUCUCAGUUCUCAGAAUUGCCAGUAAAGAGGGACGAAUGAAGGCCUUCUACACAUGUGGCACACAUAUGCUCGUGAUUUUUGUCUUUUUUCUCACUGCUGCUGGAGUCCUAAUUAUAGACAGGAUUCCGUCGACAUCUAAGGAUACCCGGAUUUUUGGACUCGCAGUACGCAAUGUGUUCCCAUCAUUAAUGAAUCCUGUAAUUUACUGCCUAAGGACCCAGCAGAUUAGAAGCAGUUUUCAUAAAAUUUUGAAGAACAUUAAUUGUUAAAUAAAAUUAAUA
This is a messenger RNA of Erpetoichthys calabaricus (reedfish), 973 nucleotides long. Its product is annotated as olfactory receptor 13-like. The coding region runs from base 14 to 961 and encodes 315 amino acids. The transcript has a single exon. Gene Ontology annotation, biological process: G protein-coupled receptor signaling pathway. Gene Ontology annotation, molecular function: G protein-coupled receptor activity; olfactory receptor activity. The record is from RefSeq and is a predicted model, not a curated record. Gene Ontology annotation, cellular component: membrane. NCBI's taxonomy places the organism in Eukaryota, Metazoa, Chordata, Cladistia, Polypteriformes, Polypteridae.